CUUUCAAAAAAAAAAACUCAACGAACCCAAUCAAAUCACAAAAGAAACCCAACCACAACUUGAACAAAGCAGCAAGCUCCUUAAACCAAAUAAUUCCAAAACUCCCCUGAGAAGGUCAACACAACAGAAGAACAAACAAAAAACUUGACCUCGAUCAGUUAUCAAACCUAAAACCGAUCAACACAUUCAGUAAUUCCAACUGGAAGUUGAACCAAAUCGAAUUAUCCAACUUGUCAAUCUUACCCAAAAGAAAAACCUAAGCAUGGACGAAUUAUCAACCGGAUCUGAAUCAGAUUAUGCAAAUUCAUGGAUCUCUUGGUUCUUAUCUACAAAAGGAAACGAAUAUUUUUGUGAAGUAGAUGAAGAGUAUAUUUUAGAUCGAUUCAAUCUAACUGGAUUAAAUUCAGAAGUUCAAUAUUAUGGUCAAGCACUUGAUUUAAUUACAGAUGCUUUAGGUGAAGAUGAGUUAGAAGAUACUGCUAGAGAAUCAGUGGAAGGAGCUGCAAGACAUUUAUAUGGUUUAAUCCAUGCCCGAUAUAUAAUCACUUCACGUGGUUUGUCCAAAAUGCUCGACAAAUUCAAAAAAGCCGAUUUCGGUAGAUGUCCUCGAGUUUUAUGUUAUACACAACCAUUAUUACCAGUAGGAUUAUCAGAUUCACCAUAUUCCAAAGCCGUUAAACUUUAUUGUCCAAGAUGUGAAGAUAUCUAUUCACCUAAAUCUUCGAGACAUGGUGCAAUAGACGGAGCAUAUUUCGGUACAACCUUUCCUCAUAUGCUUUUUAUGGUUUAUCCUAAUAUGGUACCAAGUAAAUCGAUUCGAAUCAAUAGUAAUAGUGGAAGUAACAGUGCUGGUCAAACUUCUGGUAGUGUGGUUAAUGUGGCAGGUGGUGGUGGUGGGGUUGGAAGUAGUGCCGGGGGUGGAAGUCAGGGAAUUGGGGCGGGGUCUAGUGGUGGGACUGAAGCGGCUUUGAAAGCUGAGAGAUAUCGUCCUAGGAUCUUUGGAUUCAAAGUUCAUGAAAUUGCUAAAUUACAUCGAUGGCAAGAAGGACUAAGAGAUGAACAAAUCAAUCGAUUGAAAGGUUUAGAAGCAAGAGGAGCACUUGAAUGAACAAUCAGACAAUUGUUGUUUCUUUUUUUUUGUUUUCUGAAUGGUUUGUUCUUUCUCUGAUUUCUGAUGUCGAAGUGAAAUUCUAUGUGGGUCAUGUUUUUAUUUCUUUGUGAAAGAAGGGAAUUGGUUUUUUCUAAAAAAAUGGGAGUGAUCUUUUACGAUUUUG
Molecule: messenger RNA, 1274 nt
Organism: Melampsora larici-populina 98AG31
Lineage: Eukaryota; Fungi; Basidiomycota; Pucciniomycetes; Pucciniales; Melampsoraceae
Exons: 7
Coding region: 263-1108 (281 amino acids)
Cellular component (GO): cytoplasm; protein kinase CK2 complex
Molecular function (GO): protein kinase regulator activity
Source: RefSeq, a predicted model, not a curated record